This is a messenger RNA of Entamoeba invadens IP1, 2415 nucleotides long. RefSeq lists its product as hypothetical. The transcript is spliced from 2 exons. Gene Ontology annotation, cellular component: cytoplasm; nucleus. Gene Ontology annotation, biological process: protein import into nucleus. Gene Ontology annotation, molecular function: nuclear import signal receptor activity. Lineage: Eukaryota; Evosea; Mastigamoebida; Endamoebidae. The record is from RefSeq and is a predicted model, not a curated record. The coding region runs from base 1 to 2415 and encodes 804 amino acids.
AUGGAGCCAUCACCACAACAUCUCGCCGAUGUUUUAACACUUUUAAAUUCUUCUCUUUCUGGACAAAAUGGCGCGCAAACCACUGCGUUUUACGACAAAGUGACAAAAUAUCCGGACUAUAUUGUGUGUCUACUUAAAAUCGUCUCAACGCCGGAGUACAAAGCACUCCAAAAUCUUGCCUGUAUUCUUUUAAGACAAGUGUUGAUGUACAGUCAACUUGACCCAUCACAGGUGGCAGUUAUAAUCAUUCCUUUGCUUAAAGAAAACGCACUUCGAUCUGUUGCAAGCAAUUUGUUAUCGACACUCUUCGUAUGUAGCUCAGAUGAUUUUAAAUUCAAGUUUUUACAGACGAUCUUGGUAACAAUUCAAACAUCUAAUGACCUUCCAUUGAUAGAGGGAAUGCUAUCAACGUUGUCUAUGAUUAUAGAGGACGACAACCGAUUCACAAACAGAGAACAAUUAAGACCAUUAUUGGAAACUAUGUUUGAGUGCGUGUUCGCAUGCACUUCAAAUCAGCUCGACGUGGUACGAAAAAUAUCAAUGGAAACUGUCGUGAACUUGUCGUAUGCCAGUGGAAAUUACCCAAAGCUACUUAAAACUAUUAUUCCAAGAGCUAAAGACACAUUACCAAGUGUCAGAAUUUCAUUUUGCCAAAUCAUCGCAAACAUCCUUUUGUCAUUCCCAGAGGUACUCAAAAAUUCUAUUAACGAUAUUUUGAACGCAUUGUUCGAACUUGGAAAUGACCCAGAUGUCAGUGUGAGAACACAAGCACUUGGGUUGUGGGGACCAAUGAGUGAGUUGUAUCAAAAAGAGAUGGCACCAAAUAUUAUGCAAAUCCUUCAGUUGCUCAUCACAAAAUUGCCAAUUACAGACGAAGAAGUCGACACAGAAUAUUCCUCUGAUGCGGAUGAGGUGUUGUUUGGUAAUGAAUAUAGUGAAAGGAAAGUUGCUGGUAUUUCUUUGGAUCAAAUGGCAUCGAAUUAUGGAAAUAAGAUGAUCACUCUGUUGUUACCAUUUAUAUCACAAAAAGUUUCUUCGCCAAAUUGGAAAGAGGCAGAAGCUGUUAUGUUUUUGUUUGGGUGUGUUGUUAAUAAGGGAUGGACGAGUGAUGAAGACAAAGUACUGUUGGGACAAGUUAGAACUGUCUUCAUGCAAAUUUUGUCUCGAAUGGACAACACUGUACAACUCCAAUUUAUCGUGAUGUGGUGUGUCCAACGAGUUCAAGAGGAAAUUGUUAAUUUGUUGAAUGAAAAGGACUUUGAAACGUUGUUUAAAAUGAUCAUGCAAUUAAUGGUGUCGACAAACAACAAAGUACGUUUCCAAGCGUUGUGCACAUUAAGCUCGUUCCUCGACUAUAACAUUCCAAUAGUGGUAAACAACGUCAACACCAUUUUACCACUAGUGAUGGACCAAAUUAAACCGCCAGCAGCUGUUGUGUGUAAAGCGAUUGACACGAUCUCUAUCAUUGUCGAUGUGGCUCCUGUUCGAUUUGAAGGUAACAAAACACUUUUAGAGAAGCUCAUAGCAUUAUAUAUUCAAAUUUGUGGAGUCUUUCCGAAAUCGCCUGAUGUGUUGGAUACCGUCAUUUAUAACAUCUCGUAUAUAUUCCCACGAUUUGGAGAUGUUGGUGUUGAAAUGGCGUUUAAAUUGGAAGAAAUGGCUGUUAACAUACUGAAAGUGUGUGGAGGGGACUACCGAAUGCAAUCGAGCUGUAUUUUGUUAUUGUCUUCGUGUAUAGCUGUCAAUCCCACUGUUGCGCAAAAAAUAUUUGUUGACGUGUUCCAGUUGAUAAUUAAGGUAAUGGCUGUAUUUAAAACAGAACUCAUGGACGCGGUUUAUAGUCUUUUAGCAGAUUUCAUGACAUACUGCACACAACAAAUACAACCGCAUGCGUCUGAACUUGGGAAAGCAAUCACCAGUAUUAUACAAAGUGUCCCUGUUAACGUGUCAACGAAUUUGUAUUACUGUUUAUCAGUUAUGUUACAUGCAUUUAAGAACGAAAUGGUUCCUUACCACCAACAACUGUGCGAGAAAUUUGUACUUAUCAUGAAGGAAGAACUGUCAAAUUGUAAAGUACAGACCCGAGCUUGUAUCUUGUUGUGUUUUUCACUGAUGGGAGAAGUUCAACCAAAUCUAUUAACCCCAUUAGUUGGGAUCAUAUGUAAGAAUCUAAUUGUAACAGUUCCUUCCAUCACUGACAAGGAAGCGACCUGUUCGAUCUUAUUUGUGUUUGGGAAGUUAAUAUGCGCGAAUCCAGUUGCGUGUGAAUCUGCUCUUUUGGAAAUAGUCACCACGUUUAACCCCAAUCAAUACAUUUUCCAGAACCUAAAAGACCUCUGCGUUGGAGUCAGAAAUGUGUUGCGACAAACUUUCAACAGACCUGAGUACCAGAGCUUUUGGGCGUCGUGUAAUUGA